AUGAGCAUCAUUCGGAUCGAAGACAUUGCGCACGUCCGCUUUGCUGCGCCUGAUUUGCAGCAAAUGCAGGAUUUUCUCAGCGAUUUCGGUCUUGCAUCGCAGUUUGCUGACGAUGGCCGCCUGUAUGCGCGGGCAGCAGAUGGUUUGCCUUAUCACCACGUUACCGAACAGGGUGAUCCCGCAUUCAAAGGGCUGGGAUUGCGCGCCGAGAAUAUCGACGACCUUGAGCUGUUGGCAGCAGCGGAAGGUGUGCUGGUAGAAAAUCUUAAUGAGCCUGGUGGAGGUAAAGUCGUACGGCUGAAGGAUCCCGAUGGCGUGGAAGUUGAAGUUGUUACGGGCCAAACGCGCCUGCAGCCGACUGCACUUACGCCAGAUCCGCUGCGCAACACAACAAUGUCCCGCUCGCGAGAACGAUCAAGUGUGCGCUUGCAGGCGGGACCGUCGCAUGUCAAACGGCUAGGUCAUUGCGUACUCAACGUCUCUGAUUUUCGCCGCUCCGAACGCUGGUACAAAGAGCGCUUCGGAUUCAUUACGUCUGACGAAAUAGAAGCAAAGGCGGGGGUUGCCCUUGGCGCUUUCAUGCGCUGUGAUCGAGGCGAUGUGUUAACUGAUCACCACACUCUGUUUCUGGCACAACUGCCACAAAAGCCCGGCUUCAUGCAUGCAGCUUUUGAGGUUGCCAAUAUGGACGACCUCAUGCUCGGUCAUGAUCAUCUGCAGAACUCCAAUCGCUCGGCUUCCUGGGGAGUGGGCCGACAUAUUCUUGGCAGCCAGAUCUUCGACUACUGGCUUGAUCCCUGGGGUCACGAACUUGAACACUGGACCGACGGAGAUCUGUUUACCGCUGCAGAUGGUUCUAAUAAAUCACCAUUCACAGAUCUGCUGGCUGAUAAAACGUCUGUUCAGUGGCCGCUCAAAGCCCGCGGAUCCGUCCUGAUGGCUAACAGGACAACAAACGACUGUGAUGUGCUGAUCUGCGGUGCUGGACCGACUGGGGUCACGCUUGGAAUCUUACUGGCUCGCCAGGGUGUCUCGGUGAUCAUUGUAGAGAAAGAGGCGGAUAUUUAUCCGCUGCCCCGCGCAGCGCACCUUGAUCAUGAAGCCAUUCGUAUUCUGCAGGCAGCGGGGGUGGCGGAACUCGUUAUGGCCACCUGCCGGCAGGCCAAUCGUUAUGAUUUUCUCAACGCUGCUGGCGAUGUCCUGCUGCGAUUCGAAUCCGAAAGCCGAUUGGCACCAGGUGGUUGGCCGCCAAGCAAUUUCAUUCAUCAGCCUUCGAUAGAAGCCAUACUGCGGCGUGAACUGGCGGAUACUCCAGGUGUGGUGAUUCGGCCUCGCUGGGAAAUGGUUGAGGCUCGAAACAGCGGCAGUCGCGUUACGGCAACCUGUCAGUCACCGGAUGGGCCGCAAAACAUGACCGCGCGGUAUGUUGUUGGCGCUGACGGCGCACGUAGCCCGCUCAGGGAAAGUCUUGGGAUUGAGUUUGAAGACCUGAAUUUUGAUGAACCCUGGCUUGUAGUUGAUGCCGUUGUGCAGGAUUUUGCGCGGCUGCCGAAGAUUAAUCUGCAGAUUUGUAAUCCUGAACGACCGACAACGUGUGUGCUUAUGGGCGAAGGCCGGCAUCGCUGGGAGUUCAUGAUCAAGCCAGGCGAAACGUCUGAGCAGGUGUCCGAUGAUGGAUUCAUUGAAAAACUCCUCGAACCCUGGGGCGUCAAGGGAGCCAUAAGUAUCGAGCGCAAAGCGGUUUACCGCUUCAAUGCUAGGGUUGCAAAAGCCUGGCGCAAAGGGCGUUUCCUGCUCGCCGGCGAUGCAGCCCAUCAGACGCCGCCGUUUGCCGGGCAGGGUAUGUGUGCGGGCUUGCGGGACGUGGACAAUCUGAGUUGGAAACUCGCCAGCGUGAUCCACGGUAAUGUUGAUGCGGACAUCCUGGAUACUUAUCAGGAAGAGAGAAGCCCUCAUGUGCGCACGUCCAUCAACCUUGCCAUGAUGAUGGGGCAGACAGUCUGCAUUACAGAUCCUGCAGCAGCGGCAUUGCGAGACAAGCAGAUGAUUGCAGCUCGCGCAGCAGGAACCAGCCAGGAUGGUACAGUGCCGGCGCCGCUGUUCAGUACUGGACUGAUUCUUUCAGGCGCCCCUGGCGCAGGCGGGUACUUCCCCCAGCCAUACAACGUAGAGAACCCGUCAGAGAAGCUGGAUGAUGUACUUGGCCGAGGGCCGUGGCUUGUGAGCCGCGAGAAGAUUGACGCGUCAUUAGAUACCAAUGGCCUGCGUGUUGCAGUUCUAUCGGAUCCUGAUCUUGCGCCUUACGCUGCCGUGCUUGAGACGUGGCUUUCUGAACAUGACUCAAACGCAGUGCUGGUGCGGCCAGAUCACUAUGUGUAUGGCGCUGGGGAUGCCAGGGCCCUGGUUGAAGCUUUUCAACAGGUCAUUCGACCUGCCUCCGCUUCGGCGAAACGUUAG
This is a messenger RNA of Symbiodinium pilosum, 2457 nucleotides long. The record is from the annotation of a GenBank genome assembly. NCBI's taxonomy places the organism in Eukaryota, Dinophyceae, Suessiales, Symbiodiniaceae.